Haemonchus placei is the source of this 1146-nucleotide messenger RNA. The record is from the annotation of a GenBank genome assembly. Lineage: Eukaryota; Metazoa; Nematoda; Chromadorea; Rhabditida; Trichostrongylidae.
AUGGUGUUGCAAUUAUGCGAAGAGGUCCGGAAGUGUCAGGUCGUUGACGAUGACGUCGUUCUCGCGAGCCCAUUGGAUGACGCGGUUCCAGUUCGAGUCUGAAGAGCGCGCAAGUUCCCCAGGACGAACUCGCCAUGACGGCAGCGUGUGAUUGCGACGUUGAGGCGUCGCCUAUCAUUUAAAAAUUCUCCUGUCGAGGCGUCUACGUCGGAGCGUGUCGUUAGGAUGAUAACAAUAUCCAUUUCGCGUCCUUGUACCGUGUCGACUGUGUGCAAGGCGACGCCUAGUCGGCGGGCUUCUGAUUGUAGGAGGCGUUGCUGGUCCUUGUAGUAGGUGAUGAUGGCUAUACCUGAUGCAGCAAUGCCCUUCGCCAAUAACGCACAAACAAGAUCUACGCAGCAUCGAGCCUCCUCCUCGUUGGAGUGCGACUGAGACGUUGAGAGUCGAGACGAACCGCUGACGUUGACCAAUACGAAGGGGAUGCGCGGGUUGGGAAGAGUAAUACGCCUCACCAGAAGUGCGCGGUCCGAGGCCCGUGUUCCACUGACGAGCGUCCGAUUGUAGACGAGACGAUUUGGGAGAGAAUUAAGAGAGGGGUGGGCUCUAAACGUGGUUACUAGUCCUGCGAGUGGAACGUCCCUGUCCAGUAGAAUAUCCAUGACACCCCUUGCUCCAAGUCGUGCCGGCACUGAUGAUGCAGGGCAGCGAAGAUGAGGCGCUAAUUGGUGUGCGUCACCUAUGUAGAUAUGCCGAGCCGAUGGGAAUCGUGAGAUCAUGGCGGCGAAGGCCGGCUCCGGGAUCUGCGAGGCCUCGUCCCCUAUGAUGAUCUUGCAGCUGGCCAGCAACUCGUGGAAAAGGCCGCCUGGGCGCGUCGAUUUGAGUAGUGACGACGUUGUGAUACAAAGUAUGGCGGGGAAUCGCACCCGCAUCAUGAGUCCUACUGCAUACUCUGUGGCUUCCGAGUUCUCGUCCUCAGCGAUCCUAAAUUCUUCGCGUUCCUCAUCGGUGAGAUUAACUGUGUCGGCACUAUUGAAAAGUAGUCGUUCGAUAAGUCGUCGUCCAUGGGCAUAUGCUCUAAGACGUUCCUCAUCUCUCGGACCGAAUGCGUCGGGAAAAUUGGUCAGAAGGCCUUGGAGGAUGUUAUGA